Messenger RNA from Penaeus chinensis, 3141 nucleotides. RefSeq lists its product as uncharacterized. NCBI's taxonomy places the organism in Eukaryota, Metazoa, Arthropoda, Malacostraca, Decapoda, Penaeidae. The record is from RefSeq and is a predicted model, not a curated record. The transcript has 2 exons. Bases 515 to 850 code for a protein of 111 amino acids.
UAUAUUAUAUAUAAUUUCAAUUUCUAUCUCUUCAUUGAUGAUGAUGAAUGGUGAUAAUUCUGAUGAUAAUGAUUAUGAUGAUAACGUAACAUUAAUAAUAACAAUGAUUGGAAAAUACGAUUAUUAGGAAGUUUUGUUUUCAAAUUGAAAAUGUGCACAUAUACAGUCUUUUACUGUCUUUGGAUGAGGAAUUGAAACCUAAAACGUUGAUAUUGUUGUAUAUGAAUACAUAAGAUUGGUAAUAACAGUAUGUGAAUAUUGUGAAUGGGGAGAGUGUAACGAAGGCAAGAUAUUAUUAUUUUUUUUUCCCGAAAGUUAAAGAUUUCAUUAAUAAAACCCAUAUAACCCAUUGUUUCUUCUAGAUAAGAGUUACAUAAAUUUGGUUGACUGUUCUUAGUAUCACUUGUACAGUUUCAGUAAUUUGGGUGGGGAAGAUGGGGCACCUGCAAGCCGGGAGUCAGCGGAAAUCAAGGAGCCCGGCUGGAUACCCUAGACCUACAAAUGUGUUUCCAUAAUGCAUGAAUUAAAAACCCACACCGUAGAGAAGGCAGACUUCUUGUCGAGAUGUUCUGGAGCCAGGGCUGACCCAGACGAGGUGGACGAAGAACAGGACGCUAUCGCCGCUGCAGGCAAGGUAGCAGUCACUGCAACCACCUUGGACCUUAGUGGGCAUGCCACCUUGGACGAAGUACUCGAGGACAGUCGAGGACCCCAGCUAUCAACAGCUGGUGGAAAGUGUUACUUAAUUUGUUUCAGCUGGGAGAUCAGACGUACCUGGUGUAUGCCGACACACUCACUAGAUGGCUGGAAGUCGCACACCUCCACUCUGGUUCCUCUUUUGGCAAGAUAAUGAAGCAUUUUCGCCCCUGCUUCCCCUGAGCAGCUUUCAACAGAUGGUGGGAUGAACUUACUGAGUGAGGAAAUGGCUAGGGUGUCGUGACUCGCUUCUCCUCUGCUCAGUACCCUCAGUCAAUCAGCCUGGCUGAGGCCGCCAUGAAGACGGCUAAGAGGAUAUAGCGUAGGAGCAGGCAGGCAGCUACGGGAUGGCACCACCACAGUUUGGGAAAACUACAAGAUCGACUUCCAGUGGCAACAAGCCCUGAACGAGAGGGAGUUGUGGGUGGACAGAAAGAACGAGGUCGCUCUGAGGCAACGCAGAAGACAGUCUCGCCGACGACGCCGUCUGCAGCCGGGCUCCAGUGUUUGAAGUCAAGACCAGGGCACAAAGCCGGGCACUGUGGUGGAAGUCCGCCCAUAACGCCAGUACACUGCAAGGACCGACGGAAGUGGCCGCGAGCCCGCCAACACAGCAGAUCUUGCACCGCGGCUCCGGAGGCAGAAGUUUGGUAGUCACACUCAAGCUAGUAAUUUAUUUUCCCAUGUUUAUUUUGUCGGAUUGAAAGGGUGUAAUUGCCUUUAAUAUCUUGGGGGUGAGAUGUGGGUUUCUGCCAAGGUCUGGCUUGCCGCUCCCUCCAGGCUAACAUUUUUUACUAUAUACACCUAUAUACGUAGCAUAAAUUGACCACUAGCACCUGCUAGCACCCAGUGCCCUGACUUUCCAUCUAACAGUUCAGCUUUGGAUGAAUGUUUGCAGUCUUAUCUCAUAUGGAUUAUGAUUAUUAUGAGAUGUUUUCCUUACAGUUCUAUAUUUACAGACCUUUGAAAAGGCUGUAGUAGGAACAUAUUUCAAUUAGUUGUAAUUGUAAAGAACAUAAUUUUGUUGGUUUUAUAAAGGAGUCACUAUCAUUUUUCAUUGUUCACUGUGACACAUCAAAUUAUCAGCACUGAUCAACAGUAAGCUGUCUGUGGCCAUUAAGAGCUGGUACUGGUGAUCCUGAAAAGAUACGCUACAUACAUAAAUAGAAUAUGACAAUCAAAACCAUUGACCAUUCUGUAAUUAUAGCAAACUGCCUCUAUUAAAAGAAAAAUGCAAUAUUACGAAAGGCCUUUUUUGUAACAUUUCCGAAACCCCUAACACUCUGAUACAUGUUUGCUCUUUAAGCUUACAGUAUUGGAACCCGUUAAAUCAUCUUUUCGGUUUGUAUCAAAGUGCAUGCAUUCAUCUUAAUUCAGUUUGAGACACUUCGGCCAGCCAAUCAGAGCGCGAUAUUGUUCAGAUAUAUUUCAAAUAGUCUGAGAUAAGGAUUUAUAUUUUCCAUAAAUACGAAUCGCAUUGUAAGUUUCUUGAUAUAUAUUUUUUUUUUAUUGUAAAGGUGCAUAAAAUGUUUUUGUACCUUUAUAGCAGUACAUCAAAGACAUAUUUACUCUAUAUGUGUAAGACUUGAAGUCGAUCAUGGCGGUGGCUGGAAUGACAUGGUGUUUACUUCGGUGGGAUGAAUGUCUUCAAAAUCAUUCUGUACGUCUAUGAUAUAACCUUACGGGCUCAAAAAUAUCAAAGAAAAUGCUGUGUACCUUGAUUUGUUGAUAUAAUUAAAUCAGUAAAUCAAGUGAAUGUCAAUGAUCAUUGGAAUUACAAAGUUGUCUGAUCUGGACACGGAGGUCACUCGCGUUGGAUACGAUAAGAUGCAAAACCUGAUGCAAUUUUCACUUUUCAUAUGAAGAGCAAUGUAUAUUAUAAGAAAAAAUAUUUUGACUGAAUCUGAAACAUACAUUUAAACUAUCUACAGCCUUGCGAAGCGAAUAGUGGUAUGUUUAAAAAAUACAGUAUUGCAGAGUAGUCAGGUACUUUUCCGAUUUUAUUUGAACCUUCCCUAGUAUUUUGCUUGUAAUUAAAAUUAUACCAGCAUAUUAAGUACUUCAAUGGUUUCCUAUUGAAUUUUUAUGUGAAAAAAACUUUGUAUGUCAGUACAAACUGCUAUGACAUUGUUUUGUAGCGACCGUGAUACAAUUUGGAACAAUGUAUCAAAGUGUUCGGGGUUUGGGGAUGUUACAAAAAAGGCCUUAAGUUAUUCAUAUUCGAAUUUAUAUUUAAGAACUUAUGAACUUCUGUAACAAUCUAUUACCUAUUUAUCAAUACAUUUAUGUAUAUAUAUUCUGAUGUCAAUAGCAAUAUGAAUUCCUAUAUACUUUAGAACCCUAAAUAUACUGUAGCUAUCAUAAUGCAAACAAUGGUGUUAUCAUACAGCCAACCAAAUUAUUAUUGGUGUCCAAAAACAUAUCCAAUGAUAUGGUGAGGUAUAC